This is a messenger RNA of Micromonas pusilla CCMP1545, 2780 nucleotides long. RefSeq lists its product as uncharacterized. The transcript has 4 exons. Gene Ontology annotation, biological process: mitotic spindle assembly checkpoint signaling; endoplasmic reticulum to Golgi vesicle-mediated transport. The record is from RefSeq and is a predicted model, not a curated record. Gene Ontology annotation, cellular component: RZZ complex. Bases 1 to 2715 code for a protein of 904 amino acids. NCBI's taxonomy places the organism in Eukaryota, Viridiplantae, Chlorophyta, Mamiellophyceae, Mamiellales, Mamiellaceae.
AUGACCGCGGUGGCGUCGCGCCGCGCGCGGAUGCGACGCGACAUCCUCGCGACCGUGGUCCCCGAGGGCGCGGAGGACAGCAUCGACGCGCUGCAGCACGCGGUCGAUCGGCUCGAGUCCGACGCCGUCAGGGUCCGACGCGAUCUGCUCGUCGCGUCCGCGCGCAUCAUGAGGCGCGUUCUAUACACUGGUCCCCAUACGACCGCGUUCGCGAGAACGCCCCUCAUCCUCGCAUCCGAUUCCAACGCCGCGGACGACGACGACGACGUCGCGUCGGACGAGGCCAAGGCGACGCGCGCGCUCGCGGAGCUCGCGCCCGCCGCGUCCUCCGCGCUCGCGCACGUUCGCCCACCUCGGGACGAGUGGAGCGAUCGCGACGUCGCGCUGGAGGCGGAGAGGGAGGUGGCCGUCGCCGCUUCCGCGACGCGCGACGCCGCCGCGACGGCGCGCGAGCGACGAAAACGUCUCGAGCGACGCCGCGCGUUUGCCUCCGUCCAAACGCGCGUCGCGGACGUCCUCCGCGCCGUCGACGCGCGCGACUUCGCGCGCGCGACGCACGGCGUUCGCGACGCGGACGACGCGCUGGACGAGAUGGAGGACGAUAUGGAGGAGGGGGACGACGCGCGUCUGAUGGCCGCGGCGCGCGGCGACGUCGCGGCGGCUUUCGACGCGGCGGUUUCCGCGGCGCUCGCGGCGCUCGCGGCGGCGACGGCGACGUCGACGCCGGAGGGCGAGGACCGCGCGGUGGCGGCGUUCGACGUCGACGCGGCGACCGCGGUGUGGGCGGGCGUGGACGGCUUUCUCGCGAGGAGCGCGGGUUCGUGUUGUUCGAAUUCGAAAGAAGCGCGGCGUCGGGACGGCCGCGAGGCGGUGGCGAGCGCGUUGGAGCGCGACGUCGUCGCGCCGUUGGCGGCGUUUCUCGCGUUCGGGUGCGCCGCGUCGACGCGCGAGGACGAUCCGCGGUCUGUGUCUCUCCACGUCAGCGAAGAUUCGAUGACGUGGAAGAGUGACGUGGCGGAACCGUCGGCGUCCUCGCGCGCGAUCGCGCUCGCGGCCGCGAUGGAGACGGCGGCGUCGUUCCUCGGGAGAAGCGUCGCGUCGGCGCGUGCGCGGGGAAAGAUUUGCGCUCGCGCGUGGGGCGCCGUGUCCUCCGCCGUGAUCGCCGCGUGGUUCGUCGGCGACGACGCGCAGCUGAGCGAAGACGCUGUGGACGCGCUGUGCGCCGCGGAGGCGACGUUCCUCGCCGUCGCGGGCCCCGGCGGCGGCGGCGGCGUCGGCGGCGACGACGACGACGACGACGACGACGAAAACGAAAACGAAAACGAAAACGAAAAAGGUAAACCCGGGACGCCUUCUUCAUCGCUCGCGUGCGCGAACGCGACCGACGACGGCAUCGCGUUCGGUCCGAUCGAGCAGGCUGCGCUAGAGCGCGAGGGCGCGGACGCGGGCUCGGCGCGGACGCGCGCGCUCGCGCGAGCGAGGGAGCUUUUGCUCGAGGGCGAGAAGACGCGCGCGACGACGACGACGACGACGCCGACGGACGAGGCGUCGAGCCGCCUCGGGGCGCUGUCCCCGCCCUCGUGCGUCGUGAGCGCCACCGCGGUCGCGCUCGCGUCGCACGUCGCGGACCUCGUGGACGAAUCGGGACGCGAAUACGCCGCGAAUACGGGCGAAUCAGGAGCCGCCACGUCGUCGUCGUCGAGGCGCCGCGCGAACGAGCUCGCGACGGCAGCCGCGGACGCGCUCGAUCUCUACCGCGCGCUCGUACCCGCGCUCCGCGGCGGCGCGCUGGGCGGCGAGGAAGACGAGGAAGACGACGCGGAGGAGAUCGGGGACGAGCACGGGGUAGCGGGUAUCGUCCGCGGUGGCCCGGAAGCGACGGUCGUCUUUCGGAACGACGCGCAUUACCUCGCCGCCGCGUGGCUGGCGGCGGCGUUCGCGCGCGGCGGCGGCGGCGCCGGCGCCGGCGGCGAGACCCCGACCGGGACCCCGACCGACCACACGCAAACGCAAACGCCGCCGCCGCUGCCCGUCGGCGUCGUCCCUCCCCUCCUCGCCGCCGGCGACGCCGCGCUCGCGAUGCUCGCGACGCGGUGCGGGCGCGAGAUCGACCGGAUACUCGACGACGCGCGCGGGUUCAACAGAGUGAAGGACGACGGCGCGGCGCGCGCGACGCGCGCGUUACGCCGCGCCCGGCAUUUCCUCGCGCGCGUAGUAACGCCCCUCGUCCGAGCGUUACCUUCCCCUCUCGGCGAGAACGUCGCACGCGGUCUCCUCGAGGGGUACGCGCGGCGCGUCGUGGACGACGUGUUCGCCCUGAAGGACAUCUCCGCGGAGGACUCGAGCGCGCUGAGGGACGCUCUGGCGGAGGUCGCGUUUCAACCGCGCGGGCUCGUGCUCCCCGCCGACGCGUCCGGGGACGGGGACGGGGACGGGGACGGGGACGGGGACGGCGGGAAAACCAAAGAAUCCCGCGUCGCGGACGCGGACGCGGUGGCGAUCGCGCUCGUGGAGUCCCUCCCCCUGCGCUCGAGGUGGGGGAAGGGCCUCGCGCUCGUGAAGAUGCUCGACGCGAAGAUGGUGAAGAUCGCGAGUCAGUGGGAAGCCGGCCGGCUCGCCGCGGUCGGGUUCGAGGCGCGCGAGGUGCGCGCGUUCGUGGAGUCGGUGUUCGAGGACAGCCCGAAUCGCGACUUGGUCCUCGCGCGCAUCGCGUGAGCGCGGUAGUAGCCGCGUUAGAUUCCUAGAAGGCGUCGUCGUUGAACAGGCGGGCGGCGUCCAGU